Trichoderma gamsii is the source of this 315-nucleotide messenger RNA. RefSeq lists its product as hypothetical. The coding region runs from base 1 to 315 and encodes 104 amino acids. The record is from RefSeq and is a predicted model, not a curated record. Lineage: Eukaryota; Fungi; Ascomycota; Sordariomycetes; Hypocreales; Hypocreaceae. The transcript has 2 exons.
AUGGAGACGAUUCAAGGAUGUGUAUCUGCAAGGGGGGUCAAAUCGCUAAGCGUUGGGCACGCAAGCCCCGGCAGCUCACUAAAGGAUUCAAAAAGCAGCUCCCCACCAAUACCUUACCUACAAGGAAAUUUCCGUCUCCAGGGCGAUAUAACAGCGUUUGCCCUUCCCUCCUUCUUACUUAGAGUCACCGAAACCCGUCACAUAGAAUGGGUUACGGUGCACUUAGGUGACGCUACUCUCAUGGAAAUGGUGUCCAGCCUACGGCGAUAUUUCUGUCCUACCCGCCAGUACCCUCUGGGUGCCCAAAUCGCAUAG